Messenger RNA from Macroventuria anomochaeta, 2241 nucleotides. RefSeq lists its product as uncharacterized. The record is from RefSeq and is a predicted model, not a curated record. The transcript is spliced from 2 exons. Bases 131 to 2221 code for a protein of 696 amino acids. NCBI's taxonomy places the organism in Eukaryota, Fungi, Ascomycota, Dothideomycetes, Pleosporales, Didymellaceae.
CCAUUUUGCAGGACCUAAGCCGCUUACUUUCGUGUCUCUGAACACUCCUCUUCUUCUUUACUAAUACUCUCGUGGUGCCUUGUAUUACUAUCUGCAUUCGCUGUUUUCUCUACGACCGCGUUCUUUGACAAUGCCUGUCUCUCACAUUGGUCUCACGGUCUCGCAUCUUCCGGCUUCAUCAUCGUUCUUUCUGUCUGCUCUCCAACCUCUCGGCUAUAGGUACAUUGGACAACAAGGCCAUCAAGUUGGCUUUGGGAUACGCGAAGCAGACUUCUUCUUGUGCCAGGAGACCCCUGGUAUCAAAGCCGGCGCAGCACACAUUGCAUUCACCGCCACAAGUCGCACAGCUGUUCGAGAGUUUUACUCUGCCGCCCUGAUAGCCGGAGGAAAACCCAACGGAUCGCCAGCAUGCCGAACUGAUGAUGACAGCCAUUUCAACGCUGCAGUGCUCGACUUCGAUGGGAACAGCAUCGAGGUUGUAUACAGCGGUAAACCGGAUUACAGAGACGAUGGGACAGUGAUCUCACACAGCAGGGUUAUCACAUGGGAGCGAACUGUCUCGCAGAGCAUGCGCGACGAUGCCAGCGUCAUUAGUUCACGCACAGCCAGGUCUGUUGCGAGAGCUCCAACUGAGGUGUCAAAAGCACCAUCAGCCGCCUCGAAAGCACCGAGUGUUGUCUCACAAGCACCGAGCGUGGCCAGGAGCAUUUCUGAGCCUGUUGCCGUUCCUCAGGCAGCCUCACCAGCUGCAAGCAGCAGCGGUGAUGCUGCCAAAACGCUCGUCGGAACCCUCCUCGGAGCAGCAGCUGGCGCAGCAGUCGCUUACGCCUUCGUGCGGAGCGAAAGGGACAGCGCAAAGAAAGAGGCAGACUUCAGCGCGUUCAUGGAAGCAAAGAACACGGUCAAGGCUGCUGUGGGCCACCUCGCUCAGGCCUCACCACCACCCCAGCCACCCAUGCAAGACCCACCGCCAACUUACGAACCAGCCCCCUCCGUGGCCCGAUCAGUCCCAUCAGUACACCGUAACGAUGACGCGGGGUCCGUUGUCUCUGCUUCACCGUCUCGAGCGUCGCAAGCACCCAGUGUCCGUGGCCAGAAACAGAUCGAGGCCGCGCCCGCCAGCUACUAUGCGCCCGCACCCUCACACGUAUCCUUGUCUCGAUCACAGACCGCAGAGCCUCUCCAGAUCGAGUAUGCACCUGCGCGCUCCGUUGCAGGGUCUGACAUGCGAUCGCGCUUUAGCGCUUCGCGCUCAAUGACAAGUCCUGAGAUGCGAACCAUCGAAGCGGCUAGAAGUGUGGCAUCGGUGUCCACCGCAAAACCUCAAAGCGUUGCUCCUUCAAGAGCUCCGAGCGUUGCCCACAGCACUGCGCCUAGCUCUUUGAUAUCAUCUUUUGUGCCUGACCAUGUGUCAAGAAAGCCUGAGGGUAGCGUUUACUCGCAUCACUCCAGCAGAUCUAAGGCCAAGUCGUCACAUACUCAUGCCUCAAAACACAGCUCGCACUCAAAGCAUACAAGUAGUCGCAGUAAAGUUGAGGACUCGUUUCCUUCUCCGCCACCACCAGCCUCGGAAGCUCCCUCGAAGAGGCCUUCGAAGGCAGCAUCCGUCAUCAGCAGUAUUCUAGGUCGUGAUAAGAAGUCCUCUGCAGACAGUGACUUUAUUGAUGACCUUGAAAUUGAAGAGCUCACAGAAGACGACUAUGAGACUGUCGUCCCUAGUGACAGUAUCAGUCAAGCCGGCUCAUCACGCCGCACUCACCGCCGCAAGCAUCGUAGCAGAACAGACGAGCUCAAGGUGGAGGCCGGCACCACUGUCAGCAAGUCCUCCAGACACAGUGAAUCCUCCAGGCACUCCCACCGCUCCCACCGCUCCCACAAGUCGCGCUCACAUCACGACGACUCCGACUCCGACCACUCCACCGAGUCGAGGAGGAAACACCGCAGCAGUCGCCCCACUGUCGUAUCUGAGCUCAGCGAUGCGAGUACGAUCAGGCCCGCUAAACCUUCCUCCUCCUCGAGAGACAAAGAGAGGCGAAAGGACUCGGUAACUGAGGGCAGCAAGUACGAUGACUUGUUCGAUCAGGUGCAAUAUGGAAGAGGCUCUGUACCUGUGAGGGGCAUUACGCCCAGUAUGAUCAAUGCUGCGACUAACAAUAAGAACAGAAGCGUCAUUAGCUUCGCGUUGGGACAGAAGAUGAAGGCGUUUGAGGGCCAGCAGUAGAAGGGGUGAUAGAUGUGAAU